UUAUUAUUGUCAUGGCCGACCUUGCUGCUCCACCUCCUGAGCCCGAGUCUAAAUGUGAAUCUUCUCCUUCAUCCUCGACGACUUCACCGUCAACCGCGACACAUCCUCACCAUCCUCUAUCCUCGCUCCUUGAACCCGCCCUCACUCGCCUACCCUCAACCUCCACCCCCUUUGACCUCUCCAGAAACCUUCAGCAGGCCCCUGAUGCUGCGGUCGCGCUCGCAGGUGUCCACCCUUCGAAUAUUGACAUGGAGCCUUCGAGCUCGGGACACAGGCGGCGCCGCAGCAGUUUGAUGAACAGUCUGGAUGCCACUGCUCAUUCAAAACGCGUGCCGAGGACUCCGGCUGGCGGGAGCAGGAUACAGGAAGAGCCGAAACUGGGGGAUGGGGGAGACGAGGAUGUGAGCACGAGUGAGGAUGUGGAGCUGAAUGAGUUGUCUGAGGAUGAGGGAUUACAAGAUGACGAGGAGACCGGCCUGACAGGGAAAGAUAAGAAGAGGCGGAGAAAGAGGAGGAGAAGGAACACUCUGAUCGAUCAAAGGGUUGCGCGGGAGAUUAAGAUCACGGCGGAGGAGAAGAAGGAGGCCGACCAAAAUGUUGUGAAGAAGAGUCUUGUCAAUGGCUUGCUGAUAGGGUUGUGGUAUCUUUUCUCAUUAUCUAUAUCUAUAUACAACAAAUGGAUGUUCGAUCCCGAACACCUGAACUUCCACUUCCCCCUCUUCACUACUUGCGUACAUAUGCUGGUGCAAUUCAGCCUUGCAUCACUAGUCCUCUAUUUCCUUCCCCAAUUUCGACCGCGAUACGACGCGAUAUCCAACCCUCACAAUACCCGCUCAGACGCGAACAUGAUUCAACAUGAAGAAAAUUCCAAGAAACCUUUGAUGACGAGAAUGUUUUACUUUACGCGUAUUGGGCCCUGUGGAAUGGCGACUGGCUUAGAUAUUGGCCUGGGGAACAUGUCUCUCAAAUUCAUCACCCUUACGUUUUACACUAUGUGCAAAUCCUCCUCUCUCGCCUUUGUCCUAUUAUUCGCCUUUCUCUUCCGUCUCGAGACCCCCUCGUGGCGUCUCAUCGCCAUCAUAGCCACCAUGACCGCCGGCGUGAUAAUGAUGGUAGCCGGUGAAGUCAAGUUCUCCGUGUUAGGUUUCAUCCUCAUCAUAUCCGCUGCCUUCUUUUCCGGUUUCCGCUGGGGCCUGACGCAAAUCCUGCUCCUGCGCAACCCCGCUACCUCGAACCCAUUCUCAUCCAUCUUCUACCUCGCUCCCGUCAUGUUCGUCUCCCUUUUCUUGAUCGCCAUCCCUGUUGAAGGCUUCCCCUCUCUCUGGCAAGGUCUGCAAGUCCUCGUCGAGAAGAAAGGUCUCCUUGGGCCCCCAAUCCUUAUAUUCCCCGGCGUGAUAGCAUUCUGCAUGACGGCCUCCGAAUUCGCUCUGCUGCAACGUACUAGCGUCGUCACGUUAUCAAUCGCCGGCAUCUUCAAAGAAGUCGUCACCAUCUCCGCCGCCGGCAUCGUAUUCGGGGAUGCCCUCACGCCCGUCAACAUUUCGGGCCUAUUCGUGACAAUCGGCGCCAUCGCUGCAUACAACUGGAUAAAGAUCCGCAAGAUGCGCGAAGACGCCCGCAACGAGGCGCACCGUCUUCAUCUAGACGCCCAAGGCGGCGAGAGCGGCAGCGAUGCCGACGGCGAAAGCGAAGAAGAAGAAGACUGGGCCCGGAGAGACGAUAACUACAUCACAACGGACGGCGAUAUCCUUCCCAGUCCGCGAAACUUCGAGAUGAGAUCAGCCAGCGACUCGAGGUCAAAUGGGGACGCGGCUGCUCAUGCGCCGAGUAGGGCGCAGUUGGAAGCGUUGGCUGCGAGCAAGAGGGAGUUGAGCGAUUGAUUGAUUGAUUGAUUGAUUGAUGCGGAGUUGGGGGGAAGUAAGGUAGAUGAUGAUGAUGGGGAUCUUGUGUAUUACUAUAUUUAUAUCAUUGAUAUGAGCGAGCCUUCACCGGGUGGGGGGGCCACGGGCGUUGCAUACUGGCGUUGCAUACCAGGCGUCUUUUCUUUUGUUUUUUUUUUCCCUUUGCUUGUUGUCAGCAUGCAUGGUGUAUAAAUCUACGGAUUGCACCUCCACCUCGUUUUGGGUACGGAUUUCAAAUCAAAUCAAAUCAAUAGAGAAAGAAAGAAAAGAAGAUUUUGGAUGGGUUUUCAAUGCUAAAUUACUCUACUUGUAGGAAUCGUGUAGUGUGAAAUUUCUAUAACCAACCAUCGACAAUCACCAUCAUACCGCUCGCUAUUCAGGCCAACUCCGUAAUAUAUGUAUGCAUCAACACGCACCGCAGCC
This is a messenger RNA of Amorphotheca resinae ATCC 22711, 2324 nucleotides long. RefSeq lists its product as hypothetical. Gene Ontology annotation, cellular component: cis-Golgi network; endoplasmic reticulum-Golgi intermediate compartment; Golgi apparatus. Lineage: Eukaryota; Fungi; Ascomycota; Leotiomycetes; Helotiales; Amorphothecaceae. The transcript has 3 exons. The record is from RefSeq and is a predicted model, not a curated record. Bases 12 to 1880 code for a protein of 622 amino acids. Gene Ontology annotation, biological process: UDP-glucose transmembrane transport. Gene Ontology annotation, molecular function: antiporter activity.